This is a messenger RNA of Umbelopsis ramanniana AG, 907 nucleotides long. RefSeq lists its product as uncharacterized. The transcript has 3 exons. The record is from RefSeq and is a predicted model, not a curated record. The coding region runs from base 37 to 774 and encodes 245 amino acids. Gene Ontology annotation, biological process: cytochrome c-heme linkage. Lineage: Eukaryota; Fungi; Mucoromycota; Umbelopsidomycetes; Umbelopsidales; Umbelopsidaceae. Gene Ontology annotation, molecular function: holocytochrome-c synthase activity. Gene Ontology annotation, cellular component: mitochondrion.
AACUCAUUCAACGAAGAAUCCUUUGCUAUUCCAAACAUGUCGCCAUCACCCAUGACUCCACCUCCAGGCUGUCCUAUGCACGAAGGAAAAAAGCCAGAGGAAAAGCCAUCCCCGCCACCAGGUUGUCCCAUGCACAACAGCAACACCCCUGUCAGCGACAAACUCAAUGAACUCAACAUGAUGCCUAACCUCACUCAGGACCGUCAGGCCGACCAAACUAUUGAAUUGCCUACAGAACGUACCAUAUCUUCCAUUCCAAAGAUUGCUGGCCAAAGCGAAAGAUGGGAGUACCCUUCCCCUCAACAGUUCUAUAAUGCACUCAGACGUAAGGGCUGGGAAACUCCAGAGGAGCACGUUGAGACUAUGGUCGAUAUUCACAACUUCUUGAACGAGGAGGCGUGGAAUGAAGUUCUCAAGUGGGAAUCACUUAAAUCUUGCGAUUGCAAUGAGGAUCCCUAUUUGGCUCGUUUCCAAGGAAAGCCUCAGCAGAUUAGUCCAAAGGCUAGAUUUCAUACUUGGAUGGGUGCUCCUCAGCCAUUUGAUCGUCAUGACUGGUUUGUAUCUCGCUGUGGAAAGGAAACUCGGUAUGUCAUUGAUUAUUAUGAAGCUCCAGAGGAAAGCCCUGGUGUUCCUGUCUUCCAUCUGGAUGUUAGACCCGCUAUGGACGAUCUUGAUUCCGUCAUGACCCGAUUCAAGGUUGCUGCCAAGGAAAAGUGGGAGCAGUGGUUCCCUUCUGAUGAGUCAUCGUCUUCUGCUGCCAAUCCUUCUUCAUGAUUCCCCUCAUACGGCUUGUAGUAGCUUGUUAUAUAUUUCCUUGUCAGCGUCCAACGUUACCAUGCCCCUUUUUUUCCAUAUAGACUUUAAGUAGUUAUGAAAUGCCCAAUCCCCCAAUCAACUCAAACUCAUA